Messenger RNA from Halteromyces radiatus, 924 nucleotides. RefSeq names its product GATA zinc finger-domain-containing protein. Bases 1 to 924 code for a protein of 307 amino acids. Gene Ontology annotation, molecular function: DNA-binding transcription factor activity, RNA polymerase II-specific; zinc ion binding; RNA polymerase II cis-regulatory region sequence-specific DNA binding. The transcript is spliced from 2 exons. Gene Ontology annotation, biological process: negative regulation of transcription by RNA polymerase II; positive regulation of transcription by RNA polymerase II. The record is from RefSeq and is a predicted model, not a curated record. NCBI's taxonomy places the organism in Eukaryota, Fungi, Mucoromycota, Mucoromycetes, Mucorales, Cunninghamellaceae.
AUGACCUCUACAGAUGAUUAUUUAUUAUCACCUGAUCUUUUCUUUGGUGAACAAGAUCAACAAAACUUUGCUCAAUUAUUCAACGAUAGUACCUUUCCAUCACCUGCUCUAACAAACAGUGAAUCCUUACCAUCUCCUACUACUUCUUUGGAUUCUUUCAUGUCACCUGUUGCUAACCCUUUGGACAAACAAACUUUGGCUGCUCUAUUAUUAUCAACAACGACAGCAACGACUCAACCUGAACAACAACAACAACAGGGUCAAGAAUUAGACCUGAAUCAAUUUGUGACUUUUGAAGAAGAUACUACAGUUUCUUGUUUGGAUUCUACUGAUGAAGUCUCAGAAACACCCUCUAAUAAUAAUAAACCUACUAAGAAAGUACGUGCUCCUCGACAAUUGGAAUGCUUUAACUGUCAUGUGACUAAAACACCAUUAUGGCGUCGAACUCCUGAUCGUGCUCAUUCUCUUUGCAAUGCUUGUGGACUUUAUUAUAAACAAUAUGGAACUCAUCGACCUUUACAUGUACGACAAAAGCAACAAAUCACCAAACCUAAUGGAACUACUAUGGUUGUGUCUACACCCCCUUUGACGCCUCCUUUUGGAAAAUUGAUGGAUCCUACCAGUACUGCUUUAAUGAACAAAGAAUUGAAACCUUUGGCCAGUAAACCUUUAUUGUUACCUGCUAUUCACCAUCAUCAACAAUUACAACAAAUUCAUCCUACUGGUGUCAAACGUUCCUAUACGGCUGUUGAUGGGGAGGAGGAAAAUCUUUGGUUGGAAAACAAAAAACAAAAGGAUUUGACGGAAGAAGAUGAUCGAUUCAAAAGUCUAUUGUCCCGUAUGAACAAGGAUCAAAUGCAUGGAUUUUUGGAUAUGUUGGAACGCCGUUGUGUCAUCUUGCGCUCAGUUCUUUCUCAAGCCUAA